Molecule: messenger RNA, 4734 nt
Organism: Cloeon dipterum
Lineage: Eukaryota; Metazoa; Arthropoda; Insecta; Ephemeroptera; Baetidae
Gene: Tmc
Product: Transmembrane channel-like
Exons: 18
Coding region: 35-4060 (1341 amino acids)
Cellular component (GO): plasma membrane
Molecular function (GO): mechanosensitive monoatomic ion channel activity
Source: RefSeq, a predicted model, not a curated record
GGAAAGGCACGCCGGCCGCAGCAGGAGCCCCUCGAUGGGGGUGAGCGCCCUCGGCCGCAGCCCCGACCGCAGGGGCUCCAGCAGCACCCUCGGCAUUCUGCGGCUGGACAUCAGCAAGCCGCGCAGGAGUUCCGGCUCGUCCGUCGAGUUCAGGGACCUACAGGUUGGUCCUUCUUCGCCACAGCCAUCAGUGGACCGCCUAUCGGUGUCUUUCGCUGUUGGGGGCGGAAUUGAUGACGCUUGUGACCAGCGGAGCGACCGUUCCGACACCUCGAUCAAAGGGCUGCGAGGUCUCAGUCCAUACGACAUGGCCACCGAGAGGGUGCACUUCAACAAAGACCGCAACGAAGACGAUGCGGGCGAGGAGGGUUGCGAGGAUGACGAUUAUUCUGCCAGCAUGAACGCCAUCAUCCAGCGGAGGAACUCGUCGCGGCGGCCGAGCAAGAGGAAGAGCAGGAGGCCAUCUUCUCCCUUCCCAGAUGGGGACAGCGGCCAGUCGAGGAGAAGAUCCUCUGUGUUCACAACCAGCUCUGUUGAAACUGCUGUAAGUGGUGAAGAUGGCAGUGGCACGACUCAGGAGCAGAUUUUCGAGCGUCUCAGACUGCAUAAGGAAGUGCUACAGAGCGCCAGACAACAGUCCUGGCCAAUGAGGCGGAAAAUGAAGCUCGUCCGACAAGCCAAAGGUUAUAUCCGACGUCACGAAGGAGCUCUGCAGGAACGGUUGGCCCACUCCAGGAACACGAGGGAUCUGGCUGCCAGGGCACAACUGUUGCUCUUGAAAUUUUGGCAGCAUUUGAAACGCGAGCUGGCCAACCUACUGAACUAUUUGGUUCCUUGGGAGUCGCGAAUCAAGGAAAUCGAAUCUCAUUUUGGAUCUGCAGUCGCGUCGUAUUUCACAUUCCUGCGCUGGCUCUUUUGGGUUAAUCUAAUAAUCACCAUUCUGCUCACCACGUUUGUCGCUGUCCCUGAGGUGCUGGCGGCGGACAAAAGAGACGCGUUGGACGACCGAAAGACAAUGCUGCCGGAGGAAAAGGCCAACGCGACUGAUCUGCUCGUUCUGUGGGACUUUGAGGGGGUUUUACGUUACUCGCCCAUGUUUUAUGGCUUUUAUUCGAAUCGACCUACCCAGCCCAGCGGCUACAGACUGCCGUUCGCGUACUUCAUGACCAGCCUUGCCGUCUACGUUUACAGCUUUGUCGCCACUCUGCGAAGGAUGGCCAAGAACUCUCGCAUGAGCAAACUUUCCGAGAAGGCGGAUGAAUGUGUGUUCACUUGGAAAUUACUCACCGGCUGGGACUACAUGAUUGGCAACAAGGAAACCGCGCACAACAGAACUGCUUCUAUUGUCUUAGGUUUCAAAGAAGCAUUGUUAGAGGAGCGUGAAAAAGUUAAGGACUCAAGAAACUGGAAACUGAUCGCCAUGCGGGUGAUGGUGAACAUUUUUGUGAUGCUGCUGCUCGGUGGCUCUGCGUACGCGGUCGUGGAAAUGGUCAAGCGGUCGGAGGAAGCGCACGAGAUUGAUUCGUGGUGGCGGCAGAACGAAGUGUCGGUCGUUCUCUCGUUAAUCACCUACACCUUUCCCGCUCUCUUCGAACUGCUCGGUUUCCUUGAGAAUUAUCACCCUCGGAAGCAGCUCCGCUUGCAAUUAGCCAGGAUCAUGGUGCUCAACUUGAUGAACCUCUACGCGCUCAUCCUCGCUCUCUUCGGCAAAAUUGGCAAAAUGACUGACGAGCUGCAAAUUUUGAAGCUGAACAGCACUGUGGCUACCUUUCCCACCUCGAUGCCAACUACUUUGCCCGUCACUUUUGACGCUUCUACUGUCACAUCAACGAUGGGACUAGAUACAGCAACCUUUGUAUUUGCCGCAACAAACUUUACUGCUCUUCUCUCAACGAUUUCAUCUUGUCCAACUAAGCUCAUAAAGGUGCCAGUGGCGUGUUCCACACCGACGAGUGGUGAAACGUCAACGAGCACACCUUUCUCUCCACGGGGUGGCGAAACCACAGCAGCGGCAGUUCUCCAGUUCAGCCUGCCGGCCUCGGUGCACGAGACGACCACAGAAGAGGGUCGUGAACGUGAAGAUGAGGACCCCCAGCCCUUUGCGAACUACACUGACGACGACCCCAACAAUUACAACUACUCCGCUCCACCGCAAACCAUUGCCAGGGGAACCGAAUACGGUCCAGAAGAAUACGAACCUGAUUACAGCAGCAAUUCUUCAAAUUACUAUGAUCCAUUUUCUUCAAACGUGUCUACGACGACGGUCAGCCCGAUUGUGGCGACACGCGCAAAGGUGGACGUGCAGUCGUUGCUCUCCGGCUUUUUCUCCAGCUACCUGAAAGCUCUGACCACGUACAAGUCCAUAAAGAGCACCACCCCUGCGCAGGAAAUUACCGUCCAAAACUACGACGAGCUGGAGGAAACGAGCACCGUGUCAAUGACAACCCUGCAGGAUGAAGAGUCAUCAACGUGGACCACUUCGGAGAGCAGUUUUCCCAGCGACAUGCCCGACGAGCAGAAUUACUGCUUCGAGUGGGUUUGUCCUUUUCAAGAGGCAGAAACAACUACUGGCGACGAGCGAGACACCACCGCCGCCACGAACACUUUCGAGCUCGCACAAGCUGAAAACGAGCCCGAUUUGAAAGGCGAAACUCCGACGACAAGCACUGAAAGCGAUUUCGGAUGUGAAGAGUACUCAACUCUGACGCCUGGGAGCGAUUCCAGACGUCCAUCAGACCUCCAGAUGCGCCGGGACCUGCGGCGUCUGUGCUGGGAGACCAUGUUUGGCCAGGAGCUGGUCAAGCUGACAGUGAUGGACCUGGUGAUGACAGUUCUUACUGUGCUCCUGAUUGAUUUCUUCCGUGCUCUAUUCGUCCGCUUUAUGAACAACUGCUGGUGCUGGGACUUGGAAAAACAGUUCCCUCAAUACGGGGACUUCAAGAUAGCUGAAAAUAUUCUGCAGCUGGUGCACAAUCAGGGCAUGGUUUGGAUGGGCAUGUUUUUCUCGCCUGGUUUGCCUGCUCUGAACAUUUUCAAACUGGUCGUGAUUUUCUACCUGAGAUCUUGGGCCGUGCUGACCUGCAACGUGCCACAUGAGGUGCUCUUCAGGGCCUCCAGGUCCAACAAUUUCUACCUGGCACUGCUGCUGACGAUGCUCUUCCUUUGCGUUCUGCCAGUCAGCUUCGCCAUCGUCUGGCUUGAGCCAUCCUGGCACUGUGGUCCUUUCUCUCAGUAUCAUCGUAUUUUCCAUAUUCUCACCGAGAGCAUCAGAUCAGCCACACCAAACAAACUGCACUUGGUCUUGGAUUACGUGGCCUCUCCAGGCAUAGUGAUACCGCUCCUUGUGCUCCUGGUACUCAUCAUUUACUACCUGAUGUCCCUGACGAGUGCCUUGCGCGAGGCAAACGUGGAUCUCAAAGUGCAGCUGCGCCGCGAGCGUACAGAGGAGCGUCGCAAAAUGUUCCAGAUGGUUGACCGCAAAGGCGAAGGUGUGGCUGCGAACGGGGGAAACGACGCGCUGCUCUCGCGGUGGCGCAAAAUUCUCCCCACCAUCCCUAAGCAGGGCAACCCUUUCGUGGCCGCCGCAGCAGCCGCUGCUGCGGCAAAUAAACCCGAGGUGAAGGAGCAAAAUUUGUUGAAUGGAGGCGCCAACAAGCAAAGUACUCCAGAAAAAUUGUCAAAAUUGACAGAAAAGCAGAGCAAAAUACUGCGUUCUGCUCGGCGUGCAGCAGCAGCUCGCACUGUGUCGGAGGACCAGGACAGCCAUGCCGAAGGCACGGACGCUGAGCAGCAAGACUCCCUUCCUGAUGACUCUCAAGCCGCCGCAGGAGGAGCAAGGGCACCCUUGAAACACCAAUCGACAAUCAAGUCAACUGCUUCGACUACAUCGUCGACAAAUCGGGCCGAAAUUCCUGUUAUCACUAUCAGUAAAACAGAAAGUCAGGACAGACUGCUGGACGCUGCUGCUGAGCCGGACAAGAGCGUUGCCCCAGGAGAGAAAUCAAUUAAGGUGGACCUUAACAAUGAAGAUAUUGACACUAAUGAUGGAUCUGCUAAUUAAUAGACAUUAUUUAACUCGAAGAUAAAACUUAACAUUAAUCUUUUUGUAACGUUCAAUGGUGGAAUUAUAAUAAUAUUUAGCUUUAAAUUAAGGUCACGAUUCUUAAAGAUAGAAAAUAGUUAUUGUUGGAAAUGGGUCCAAAAAUAGUGUUCCUUCUGCUUUUUGUUCAGCACUUAUAAUGUUAAAAAAGUUUUCUAUUCUUAUUAUACGUGUUGGCUUCCAUUGCAUUGUUAUGCUCAUUCUUAUAAAUGUGCACUUGAUGGUAGCAACAUAUUAGAAUUGCAAGGACCAAGCUGCUUACUCUCGCCCACUUAAUUCACUCGCGCUAUUGAUGAUGUUUAUACAUAUUAUGUCACUGCGUGUAAUUGAAAAAUGCUCGUGUACGUACAUGUUGCAUGCGUUGUUUCCAUUCUGUUGUCAGGCGAGCACAAUGUCAGCGAAAGCAAAAGUUAAAAGGGCAGAUGCAUCAUGGUUCAAAAGAGAACACAUGUGCACGCAAUGAACAAAAAGAAGAGGAAGACAAUGGCCGCCUUGUGUGCCGCCGAGAACGUGGGAAAGAAAUGUGUUAGCGGAGAUCGAGAUAAAAUUCUAGUGAAUCUCUUUUCUUUUUUCAUUAUGUCAUUGUAAAAAUUAAUUUAGUUUUUUCUUUGGUAUUAAAAUUUUUUAAUUAGAAA